GUAAGUAAUAAACGUUUUCUUCAUUCAAUCCGAUUCUUUUCUUUCGAUUUGGUUCUUCGAUUUUGUUGCCGGUAAACCUCUUCUCCUUCUGCAUACAAGAUCGGAUCUAGGAUUUUCUUCUUCGGUUUGUGUUUAGGUAUUGAUAGAAUAUUAUACUAUGGAAGGUACGAUUCUUAGAAGGGUUAUUCCAUCUGACAAUAGUUGCCUCUUCAAUGCUGUUGGGUAUGUUAUGGACCACGAUAAGCACAAGGCCGCCGAGCUAAGACAGGUCAUAGCUGCAACAGUAGCAAGUGAUCCAACAAGGUAUUGUGAAGCAUUUCUUGGGAAGCCAAAUGAGGAGUAUUGUGCUUGGAUUCUUGAUUCAGAGAAGUGGGGAGGUGCAAUUGAGCUUUCGAUACUAUCCGAGUAUUAUGGGCGUGAAAUUGCAGCAUACGAUAUCCAGACCAAACGAUGUGAUUUGUACGGUCAGGAAAAGAAGUAUUCAGAAAGGGUUCUGCUGAUAUAUGAUGGACUCCACUAUGAUGCUUUAGUUAUGUCUCCAUCUGAGGGAGCUCCAGAGGAAUUUGAUCAGACCAUAUUUUCUGUGAAUCGGGACAGGACAAUUGGUCCCAUUGAAGGGCAAGCUCUUCAUUUUGUUGAAGAACAGCAAAGGAAACGGAGAUUCACCGACACUGCCAACUUCACGCUGCGAUGUGGGGUUUGCCAAAUCGGAGUCAUCGGCCAAACGGAGGCUGUAGAACACGCAAAAGCCACUGGCCAUGUCAACUUCCAAGAGUAUAGAUGACAGGAAGAAUGUUCGACAAAAUAAUUGAGCUGUUCGGUUUCAGCUGUAUCGACUUUGACUCCUUCGGCUUGUUGAAUUUGCUGUGGCAUUCUAAUUGUCAUAUUACCAUGAAUGUUUCAUAUUUACUGACCAGUGUUGUUCAUAUUGUGAUCUCUUGGGACUGAGCUUCUUUUCUU
This is a messenger RNA of Cucurbita moschata (crookneck pumpkin), 960 nucleotides long. Its product is annotated as ubiquitin thioesterase OTU1-like. Gene Ontology annotation, biological process: endoplasmic reticulum unfolded protein response; protein deubiquitination. Gene Ontology annotation, cellular component: nucleus; cytosol. Gene Ontology annotation, molecular function: cysteine-type deubiquitinase activity. The record is from RefSeq and is a predicted model, not a curated record. NCBI's taxonomy places the organism in Eukaryota, Viridiplantae, Streptophyta, Magnoliopsida, Cucurbitales, Cucurbitaceae. The coding region runs from base 158 to 784 and encodes 208 amino acids. The transcript has 9 exons.